UUUAUGACUUAAGGCUUAAAUCAUCUAUUGUAGACCGGGACUUAUAGGAGCUGCAAACACAGGUGACGAAAAAUACAUGAGACUUUAUAAAGCCUGCGUCAGGCGUUAGUCUUAUGAAAGUCUUCAAACGGAAUGGACUUAUUCCGUUUUUGCGGAAUUUUUUGAAACAACGAAUUUCAUUUAUAACUGUUAAAAGAGAGAUAGAUUGUAUUUAUUUACGAAUAAGAUGUCAGGACCAAUGGUGCUAUGUCAGCUAUGGAUGGGUGGCUUGGAGCCAUAUAUGACCGAAAGUUUUAUUAUGAAUGCAUUUCAUAAAAUGGGUGAACAACCACAGACUGUAAAGGUCAUGCGGAAUCGGUAUACUGGUGAACCAGCAGGAUAUUGUUUUGUACAUUUUCCAACCGAUGAAAUGGCACUUGAUGCUAUGCACAAAUUGAAUGGAAAAGUGAUACCUGGUUCAAAUCCUCCAGUACGAUUUAGAUUAAAUCACGCCAGCACCACAGGGAAACCCGCUGCCGAGCGAGAAUUUAGUAUUUGGGUAGGCGAUCUGUCUACCGACGUAGAUGAUUACUCUUUGUAUAGAGCAUUCGCCGCAAAAUAUAAUUCGAUCAGGACAGCCAAAGUUAUAUUAGACAGUUCUGGGUUUAGCAAGGGUUACGGUUUUGUCAGAUUCGCAAACGAGGAAGAACAAAAAAAUAGUCUAAUCACUAUGAAUGGUUAUAGAGGGCUUGGAACAAAAUCUCUAAAAAUCUGCAAUGCAGUACCUAGACCCUGGAAUAAAAUAUCUGGUUCAACACCACCACAAUCGACCUCUGAAUACCCAGCAUCGAAUAUGAAUUCAGAAGCUUAUAAUUAUUAUGACACAUCAUCAUACUGGAAUAGUUACAGUGCUUGGCAACAAGGUUAUUAUGAAAGUGAACCAACAUCGGAUGCUUACAACAGCUAUGUAUCUGAUCAAAAACCUGAAGAAGAUGAAUUAGAAUUGAUUGAGCAUUCAAUCCCGAUUGAUAUUGAUAAAGUAAAUAGAGAAAUAAUCGAACAAGAUUAUAAUUUAUGGGAUGCUUUGGAAAGUUCAAAGUGGAUUCCAUGUGACACUAUAGAACUAUGUUAUUGA
This is a messenger RNA of Pogonomyrmex barbatus (red harvester ant), 1114 nucleotides long. RefSeq names its product tRNA Selenocysteine associated protein (gene Secp43). The record is from RefSeq and is a predicted model, not a curated record. NCBI's taxonomy places the organism in Eukaryota, Metazoa, Arthropoda, Insecta, Hymenoptera, Formicidae. Gene Ontology annotation, molecular function: RNA binding.